AUGGGGAAAUGCAUUUGGGCCUAUCUGCCGUGCCAGGGCAGAUUAUGUGGGACUCCGUGGUGGAGAAACCCGCCCAUACCCACUAAAACCCAUGAGCAUGGAGAUCUUUCAACCCACGGGCGUGAGCGACACCAGCGGCACGGUGUCCCAAGGAGCGGUCUCCGGUUAGGCCUUUCGCUUGGCCCCUGGAAGGCCAUGUCGCGUUUCAUCCGGAACAUGGCGAAGUUCCCGGGAGAGCUAUGGCGUAUAGCAUUGGAUUCCCCAGUCUGGGAAACCGGGUGCCCGACCGUGAAACUUAUUGAUCGAUAG
Molecule: messenger RNA, 309 nt
Organism: Trypanosoma grayi
Lineage: Eukaryota; Euglenozoa; Kinetoplastea; Trypanosomatida; Trypanosomatidae
Exons: 1
Coding region: 1-309 (102 amino acids)
Source: RefSeq, a predicted model, not a curated record